Molecule: messenger RNA, 4390 nt
Organism: Oncorhynchus masou masou (cherry salmon)
Lineage: Eukaryota; Metazoa; Chordata; Actinopteri; Salmoniformes; Salmonidae
Product: E3 ubiquitin-protein ligase TRIM11-like
Exons: 6
Coding region: 2330-4000 (556 amino acids)
Biological process (GO): protein ubiquitination
Cellular component (GO): cytoplasm
Molecular function (GO): ubiquitin protein ligase activity; zinc ion binding; protein binding
Source: RefSeq, a predicted model, not a curated record
GGUCCUGGUCAGUUCUUGGAUGGGAGACCAGAUGCUGCUGGAAGUGGUGUUGGAGGGCCGGUAGGAGGCACUAUUUCCUCUGGUCUAAAAUAAAAUUUCCCAAUCCCCCAGGGCAGUGAUUCGGGACACAACUCUACCUACAUGUACAUACUACCUCAACUAACCGGUGCCCCUGCACAUUGACUCUGUACUGGCACCCCUCUGUAUAUAUUGUUAUUUUUUAAUGCUGCUCUUUAAUUACUUGUUACUUUUAACUCUUAUUCUUAUCCGUAUUUUUUUUUAAACUGCACUGUUGGUUAGGGGCUCGUAAGUAAGCAUUUCACUGUAAGGUAUGUUGUAUUCGUUGCAUGUGACUAAUAAAAUUGGAUUUGAAUUUUGAUUUGAUGUCCAAGUAGAUUUAAGUCAAAACUCUACUGUCUUCUCGGAACAUCGACUGUCUUCUUGGAACAUCGACUGUCUUCUUGGAACAUCGACUGUCUUCUUGGAACAUCGACUGUCUUCUUGGAACAUCGACUGACUUCUUGGAACAUCGACUGUCUUCUUGGAACAUCGACUGUCUUCUCAGAAACAUCGACUGUCUUCUCGGAAACAUCGACUGUCUUCUCGGAAACAUCGACUGUCUUCUCGGAACAACAACUGUCUUCUCAGAACAUCGACUGUCUUCUUGGAACAUCGACUGUUCUCUCGGAACAUCGACUGUUCUCUCGGAACAUCGACUGACUUCUUGGAACAUUGACUGACUUCUUGGAACAUCGACUGACUUCUUGGAACAUCGACUGACUUCUUGGAACAUCGACUGUUCUCUCGGAACAACAACUGUCUUCUCGGAACAUCGACUGUCUUCUCGGAACAUCGACUGUCUUCUUGGAACAUCGACUGUUCUCUCGGAACAUCGACUGACUUCUUGGAACAUUGACUGACUUCUUGGAACAUCGACUGACUUCUUGGAACAUCGACUGACUUCUUGGAACAUCGACUGACUUCUUGGAACAUCGACUGUUCUCUCGGAACAACAACUGUCUUCUCAGAACAUCGACUGUCUUCUCGGAACAUCGACUGUCUUCUUGGAACAUCGACUGUUCUCUCGGAACAUCGACUGUCUUCUCGGAACAUCGACUGACUUCUCAGAACAUCGACUGUUCUCUCGGAACAUUGACUGUCUUCUUGGAACAUCGACUGUCUUCUUGGAAUAUUGACUGUCUUCUUGGUAAGCAACUCCAGCGUAGAUUUGGCCUUGUGUUGUAGGUUAUUGUCCUGCUGAAAGGUGUAUAUUUUUUAUUGCAGUCACUGCAAUGUUGAUCCAUUCACAGUUUUCUUCUAUCACAGCCAUUGAACUCUGUAGCUGUUUUAAAAUCACCAAUGGCCUCAUGGUAACAUCCCUGAGCAGUUUCCUUCCUGUCCUGCAACUCAGUUCUGAAGGAUGACUGUAUCUUUGAUGUGUCUGAGCGGUUUAAUACAUAAUCCGCAACAUAAUUAUUAACUUGACCAUACUUAAAGAUAUAUUCAAUGUCUGAUUUGUUAUUGUUGCCCAUCUACCAAUCCCUGCCCUUCAUUAUGAGGCUUUCGAAAAGCUCCCUUGUCUUUAUGGUUGAACCUGUGCUUUAAAUUCAAUACUUGACUGAGGAACCUUACAAAUGUUGUAUGUAUGACAGACAGAAGAAGGGGUAGUCAUUACAAAAAUAAUUUCAACCCCUAUUAUUUCACACAGAGUGAGGUCAGAAAACUAUUCAUAGCACCUUGACUCAUUUGUAUGUGCAUUUAUUAUUGAUCUCCAUUAGUUCCUGCCCAGAUAGCAGCUAUUCUUCCUGGGGUCCAGCAAAAAAAUAAAGCAGCUACAGGGCAUUCAGAAAGCAUUCAGACCCCUUCCUGGUAGUAAUUAUUAUUAUUUAUAAAUUUGCAAACAUUUCUAAAAACCUGUUUUUGCUUUGUCAUUAUGUGGUAUUGUGUGUAUAUUGAUGAGGAUUUAUAAAAAAAAAUGCAUAAUAGAAUAAGGCUGUAAUGUAACAAAAUGUGGAAAAAGUCAAGGGGUUUGAGUACUUUCCGAAUGCGCUGUAUAUACCAUUUCAUAAACCUUGUUUUGGUUGUAAUAGUGUUAUAUUGGAGUAAGGUUGGUUGUUGGUGCAAUUAUUAUUAUUUUGUAUCCCUUUUUAAUUUUUGUAUCACAAAUGUAAUGUGAUUGAACACGCACUAACGCUGCGACGUGCACAAAUAACAUGUGCGAACGUCAUAAUACCAAGGAAGAAGAAGAGAUCCAAUCCCAUGACAGGUCCACGGACUCCACUCUGCAAAAAAAAAACGGUUUCCAGGGCCUGGUAGAUAUUUCACUGAUAUGUUGAAAGAAUCUGGGCAACACCCUAUUACCAAACCCACACAUCCUGUACAGAUUUGCCACUCAUUCUUCCUGCGUCGAAACAAAAUGGCGACGGGUGGUUUAUCUCGGGAGCAUUUUAUCUGCUCUGUCUGUCUCGAUGUCUUCUCCAACCCCGUCACGAUUCCCUGUGGACACAACUUCUGCCAGGGAUGCAUACAGUCCUACUGGAACAAAGGGGGGUGCAGCUGCCCUCUGUGUACGAGAAAGUUCGCUGAGAGACCUGAGCUGGCCAUGAACCAUGUUCUAGACGCCCUGUCCAACACUCUCAGAUUGGCGGAGCCACAUCGUGAACCAGCGAAAAUCUCCAUUCUUCCCAGGACAAUGGCAGGGAAGUGUACAGCUAUAGUUGAAGACCUGGCCCAGCCAAGGGAUGUGAACACAUUAUGUGGUGAUCAUGGUCAACCUCUGUCUCUGUUCUGCCUGGAUGAUAAGGCUCUGAUCUGCGCUCAAUGUGACUCUCUGGGUCAUAAGACCCACAAAACCACACCUGCAGAGGAACAGAUCCCCCAAAUCAAGCGGAGACUGUUGAAAGAGCUGCUUGCCAAACAGAACAAUGUUUGCACGGUAAAGACGGAGAUUCUCAAAGCAAAGAACACUAUGGAGUCAUUCAAGAUCUCUGCCAGUCUACAGAAACAAGAACAGCAGACAAAUUUCAUCAUGCUGAUCUCAGCCAUCACAGAGGAGCAGAAACAACUGAUGGCCUCAAUGGAGGAGAAAGAGAAAGAGAUGCUGCUGAAAACAGAGGGUGAGGUUCAGAAGAUGGAGAAGAGAUUCAAGAGCUUGGAGGAUGAGGUCACUGGGAUGGAGCUCGUAUUGCAGGGUGAAGAACCUGGGAGGUUGCUUCAGGAUUACAAUGCCCUGCAGAAAGGCUCAGUUGAUGCAUCUCCUUACUGUGUCAGUCUGGACCCAGAGGAGAGACUUGUUCAGGCAGGAGAACUCAAAGAGAUGCUCCACAAGGAGGUCGACAGGAUCUGGAAGGACCAAGGUUCUGCCGCUAGCACAGCUUUACGUGUAGAUCCCACAGCCUGUCGGUGUUCACUGUCAACACUGAAACAAUAUGAAAAGACCAUCACCUUGGAUCCCAAUUCUGUCGGGAGACACAUCUGGCUAUCUCUGGACAUGACCAGUGCUAGGAACACAUACCCACACUUCCAGCCCCACACCCUCCACCCAGAGCGGCUCAAACAGUGUGAAAGGGUGAGGGGCGCACAAGGCUACAGUAGAGGCUGUCACUACUGGCAGGUGCACUUUAAGAAUCUUCCCAGUGGGUCGCAGGAGGACUCUUAUUGUGAGGUUGGGGUGAUGUACAAGGAAACCGCUGGCGAAAUGAAGGAGAGUUGGUGCAUACGGUUUUCCGCCUCUCAGUCUACGCCAUAUGCUGAGGCAAUUUCAGGUCGGACAGUUCAUACCAUAACCACUGGUAACCACUCUCUUAGAAGAAUUCAUGUGUAUUUAGACUGUGACUCUGGCAUCCUUGCUGUGUACGGUAAUGUAUCAAGUACAGGAAAUUUACUUCAAAGUAACUCGGGUAAUGUAGUAAAUCGUGUUUACUCUUUCAACACCAAAUUCAGUGAACCUCUGUACCCCAUGUUUGUAAUCCCUAAAGGGGCAGAUAUUAGGUUACAUUAGGGGACCCAAAUGAUGAAUAUACCCAUCUGUGGAUUUAUAGUCAUGGAACAGUUACAUAAUCUAAAUUGUUCAUUUGGAAUGCAAUCUGGGUUUUUUUUUGUACACUGUUAAAAGAAAAAGUAAAACGGCACAAUUGAUAGUUGUGUACUUAUUAAGCAUGAUGCUUGUUGUGAAGGCACAGAAAAUAGGACUUUACCUCAUUGAUGUAUUAAAAGAUUAAUAUCUUGUUUUUGUUUUUUUGUUAGUACAAUUUUUUUUCUCCCGCUUAUAGAUUUUCUGUAAUGUCAGAUUGCUGGGUGGGUGAGGGUUUAACAAAACACUCAAAUGUGCACUUGAUGAAAUUGAUGGAUUGAAAUAUCAAUAAAAAUGCAUUGUAACAACAGCAAAAAA